Symbiodinium pilosum is the source of this 1237-nucleotide messenger RNA. NCBI's taxonomy places the organism in Eukaryota, Dinophyceae, Suessiales, Symbiodiniaceae. The record is from the annotation of a GenBank genome assembly.
GCGGGUUCGUUUGCGGUUUACGUCUGAAUGGCCCCUGGAGCUGCCUGAGGUGCAGAUCAGAGGUCAGCUGGCCUUUGCCCUCGUGGCCCGGAACAGGAGCCCGCCAAAGGUCUUUUGGGACACUUUCAAGGCAUCCUGUGAGGUGUCAGACUCGUCAGAGAUGCUGAAGGAGUUGUUGGUUCAGCUUCGUCGCUUCCUACUGGAGCCUGCAGCCUACUUGGGCUUGCCAGAGGAGCCUGGGGAAGCAUCUGGAGCUUCAAUGGAGGCCCGCCGACUUUCCUCCUGGGUGCAGGAUGCUGCACGCGUCAACGCAAAGCGUUUGGAUGUCAUCCGAGCCUACCGCGCACAAGUACUUCACCCUGAGCUUUUUGACCCACUUCAGCCUCUCAAGGAGGAGUGGUUGCACCCCUCCGCCCGAGCCUGCAUCGAGGCAAUGAGAGAAGGGGACCUCGCCGCAGCCCGUGCUAUCCUGUCCGAGCAUGCGGCUGGGGAGGUCUUUUCCUUCCCGCUUUUCACCGACGAUUUCUGUGAUAAACUUUUAGAGGAGGUCUUCAACUUCUACAAGAGUGGGCUGCCAGCGAGGCGGCCAAACAGCAUGAACAAUUAUGGGAUCAUCCUUAGCGACAUUGGCCUUGAGCCCUUUAUUGAUAAGCUGCAAGAGUUCUUGCAGCCCUUGGGACAGGGGCUGUUCCAAGCGCCUGGCAGUCUCUGGGACAGCCAUCACUGCUUCAUUGUCCGUUACCGUGAAGGAGAGGACCUAGGACUGGACAUGCACACUGAUGACUCAGAUGUGACUUUCAAUAUCUGCCUAGGCCUUGACUUCACUGGAGCCGGCCUUCAGUUUUGUGGUGCAGUAGGUGCCCCCGAGCAUCGGAAGCACCAUUUUACAUACCAGCACCAGAAGGGUCACUGUGUGGUCCAUUUGGGACGAAAGCGGCAUGGAGCUGACGACAUCACUUCCGGAGAGCGGUUGAACCUAAUCCUCUGGAACCAUUCCUCUGCAUAUCGUCAAAGUCGCGAUUAUCGGAAUCCACCGUAUGCCAAAGAAGCAGAAGCCCCCGAUCCUAUCUGCCUCAGCUACACGCACGACCGGGAUUUUGGAGCCUUCAAGGACUACCCUUCUGGACGAGAGCACUUCCGAGGUAGGGGCUGGUGCCCGCCCCCAGCCGCAGAAUACCCGAACUUCAAGCAGGAAUUUCGUUUCCGCUCCACUGGUGCGGGGAACUCUAAACUUUGA